This is a messenger RNA of Acanthosepion pharaonis, 1215 nucleotides long. NCBI's taxonomy places the organism in Eukaryota, Metazoa, Mollusca, Cephalopoda, Sepiida, Sepiidae. The record is from the annotation of a GenBank genome assembly.
AUGUUUUUCCCGUUCUUCACGACUCAGCGCGUCGUGCAUUUGUUCAGUUUGUUCUGUCGGAGGAGUUCAUUUCAGCGAGUGAAAGACAGCAACAUUUAUUCGGCCUCGGGCUAUGAGAGAAGUAACGAAACGCAUUUGAAAAUCUAUCUAUCUAUCUAUCUAUCUAUCUAUCUAUCUAUCUAUCUAUCUAUCUAUCUAUGUCAAAAGAGAAGUAACGAAACGCAUUUGACGAUCUAUCUAUCUAUCUAUCUAUCUAUCUAUCUAUCUAUCUAUCUAUCUAUCUGUCUUUACCAUACCUUCGUUUGCGUUCAUUGCAAAAUUCUUACAUGUUUUUCUUUAUUUCCUUUUUCUACCUUCAUUUACUCUUUUCUUUCUUUCUUUCUUUCUUUCUUUCUUUCUUUCUUUCUUUCUUUCUUUCUUUCUUUCUUUCACUACUCCUUCUGUCAUUUACAUAUCCCUCUUUCUUUCUUCUUUCUUUCGUUUUUUCUUUCGCACAUUCUAAUUUUCAGUCUUCAACCAUAUCCCUCUUUCUUUCUUUCUUUCUUUCUUUCUUUCUUUCUAACCACACAGUCACUUUCACACAUUCUUUCUUUCUUUCUUUCUUUCUUUCUUUCUUUCUUUCUUUCUUUCUUUCUUUCUUUCUUUCUUUCUUUCACAGAUAUUCUCUCACUAUCUAUAACCCCACAGUCUCUUUCACACAUUCUUUCUUUCUUUCUUUCUUUCUUUCUUUCUUUCUUUCUUUCUUUCUUUCUUUCCUCUCUUUCUUUCUUUCUUUCUUUCUUUCACUUUGAGGAGAUUUCUCUUUCACACAUUCUUUCUUUCUUUCUUUGUUUCUUUCUUUCCGACUUUCUAAUCCUUUCUUUCUUUAGAACUAUAAAUCUUUCACUUGAUUUCAAAUGUAUUACCUUCCCUCUUUUUGGCAUGAUAAGUCUUUCUUUCUUUCUUUUUAUUUCUUUCUUUAGACAUCUUUCUUUCUCUAUGUUGUCUUUCAUUCGUCCUAACUUUAUAAUACAUUCUUUCAUUCAUUCUUUCUUUCUUUCUCCAUACAUAUUUACAUAUCUUUCUUUCUUUCCCUUUUUGGUCUUUCAUUCGUCCUACCAUCAUAAUACAUUCUUUCUUUCUUUUUCUUUCCUUCUUUCCUUCCUUCCUUCCUUCCUUUCUACAUCUUAUUACAUCUUUCUUUUCUUUCUUUUCUCUCUCUUUCAUUCUUUCUAA